AUGGCGCAGGCAUCCUCGUCCAUUACACAUCUUCGAAUCCAACUGACGCCCUCAUCAAUCACAGCUGUCCCGAUUGGCAACAACGCAACGAUGGCAGACGCUGUAGAAGACGUCUCUUCCAAGGCGCAGCUCGACGAACUGCUGAAUAGCUCGCCCAUUGUCAUUGUCAAGUUCUACUCUAAUGAUGACGAAAGCUGCCGACAAAUCGAACCUUUGUACCAGGCCUUAGCCUCCCAAAUAGGUCGACCCAGACUUCUUGUCUUUGCCAAGGUCGACAAUGAUACAUGUCAAGACCUGGUGCAGGAAUAUGGAAUCACAGUGCUGCCCACGUUUAUCUUGUUCCGCAAGGGCAAGCUUAUGCACACCGUACAAGGCGCAAACUCAGCCGAGCUCAGGAAUGUCAUAGGAAAGAUAGUCUCAGAGCUGGAACAUCUGGUUGAGGGCAUGGGAGGCGAAGGUGGCCCUUCCGAGGCCUGGAAGGGUGCUGAGAUCCCCAAAGGCUACGGCGAUGUCACGGACCAGGUGGAACUCAGAGGCUGUGAGCUGCUUAACGCAGAUGAUAACGCGGGCCCUGUAAAGGUCCUCUUCGAGAGCUCAAAGCCGAGUGCCCUGGGCUUGGGUAAAUCCACCUCUACAGACUGGGUACAGAGCGGAUCCGACGACCAGCUCUUGCUCUUUAUCCCCUUCCAAUCAACAAUCAAACUCCACACAUUACAGAUCACUUCCGUGAUUCCCGAAGGCAGCACUGAUGUGUCAAGGCCCGUGACGAUUGGGAUUUUCAUCAACAGGACGAGCAACAUGGAUUUUGGAGAGGCAGAGGACGCUGAGCCCACACAAUCCAUUACACUAGAGCCUGAGCAUUGGAACUCAGAAUCCACGGCAAGCAUCAGCCUACGAUUCGUCAAGUUCCAGAAGACAAACACCCUCACCAUCUUUGUUCAGCAAGGAGACGGCGAAGCGGAUGCUGUGCGCAUUGACCGCAUCAAGCUCAUCGGAGAGGCUGGCACAAAGAGAGACAUGGGCAAGCUGCAAAAACUCGACGACGAUGAGUAG
Molecule: messenger RNA, 1053 nt
Organism: Trichoderma gamsii
Lineage: Eukaryota; Fungi; Ascomycota; Sordariomycetes; Hypocreales; Hypocreaceae
Exons: 3
Coding region: 1-1053 (350 amino acids)
Source: RefSeq, a predicted model, not a curated record